Molecule: messenger RNA, 497 nt
Organism: Phalaenopsis equestris
Lineage: Eukaryota; Viridiplantae; Streptophyta; Magnoliopsida; Asparagales; Orchidaceae
Exons: 4
Biological process (GO): gluconeogenesis
Cellular component (GO): cytosol
Molecular function (GO): phosphoenolpyruvate carboxykinase (ATP) activity; ATP binding
Source: RefSeq, a predicted model, not a curated record
CUUGAUGCUAUUCAGUUUGCGGUUCCUGCAGCAGUUGCUGAUGAGGAAGCAGAAAUGGUGAUGUUUCCCAGGGAGGGUCCAGGAGUCUCAUAUGGGCUAAACUGGGCUUUAGCAGGGAGAGGUGUUAUUGUAAAUGAUAAGGCUUAUUACAAUUUGAAGAGGCAUGAGCUUGAAAAACUUGGUGCAGGCAAGACAGAAACUUUGUCUGGCAUUGCACUGUAUAUGAGAGGCAAUAUAACUGGAGGGACUACUGAUGUUUCUAAGGCUCAAUUUGGUAAACUUUUGAAACAGGUUACAUCUCACAUUUCAUCCGUCUCAAGUGUCUUUGUUCAAGAUGGAGCUAUUUCCUCAUCUCCAACAAGUGAUGUCAAAGUCCGCAUAAUAAGUGAUAGUUCCUCUGCUUUAUUGCCGCUGGUUGAUAUCCUCUGGAAAACGCCUACUCGGGCAGUUUCACAUGAUUCUUCUCCACUUACUGUUUAUAUUGCCAGCUCUAUAAG